CAACCACUCGUGUGCUUUCCUGUCUUUUAGGUUGCAGCAGGUAAUUGCGGAACAUUCUAGGAGUGUUGAGCUCUCUCGUCCUGGCCAAGAGAUGCCUUUGGUGGGUUGCAGUAGAGACGGCAGGUGACGAUGCACAGAUUGGCUUCACAUCCAUUUGAGGUCGCAUUGGCUUUCGGCUACCAUGUCUGAGUGCGUGCCUUGCAGACCUGCAAUCCGAAAGAGCAGAAAUGGCUUGCCUUCUUCCAUUGCGUCGCGGAUCCGGUUGCAUCGUCCGUCCUGUAUUCAUACACGGGUGUGCACUAAUGUCUAGCUCCCAUUUGGAAGCCAUAUCGAAUCUUGACGCUGGCGCCAGCGCCAACUGUCUCUCGAGCUGUUUAGACGCUCCUCCUCAAGCAAGUCGAUCCUCUCUCAGCUCCGCCCUAGCUCCGCAGCCAAUGGGGAACACCCACGACAGGCAAGUAAACCCGGGCCCGGUUUCUUACGUUUCAGGAAUUCCCGCUGCCCGCUGUCAUCCACUUCGGUACAGGAUGCCCGGUCGAGUGACUUUGACUUCCAGGUUAUUCUUUUCCCUCUGGAAGCUACAAGUACCCUGUACUGCGAACCCCCGGGGCUUCUGCCAAAGCGGGCCAGAACCACACCGCGCCCAUCAGCGACAGUGGGGAUCAGGACUUCGGUGUUGUUCGAGUUGCUCACCGCUCCCGGGCCCGCCGCUCGUGGAGAAGGGAAUUAACCAUGAGAUGGGAGCUAGCAAAGAGAAAGCUGACAAAAAGACGAGCGGCAAACUGAGAGACUUCGUUGUACUCACAAACCACUCACAACGAGUGCGUAUGGGAUGAAACAACGGCCCUUCUACGAACGAGCGAGCUCCCCGCAAAUGUCAUUACCAAGCAAGCUGCUGUGCCAUGAGUGACAAUUUCAAUCUGACAGGCAUGAUGGCAUUCUACCCGAUGGCCAGCCGUCGUUCUCCAGACUGGACGCUGUGCAACAGAGCCAUGGGAGUGUGCAGACUCUGGCAAUCUCGGUAUGGCCACGCUCUCUUGAUGCAUGCAUGCCUUACCUACGCAAUCGAACUGCACAAUCCUGCUGUGGUCUCUCGAGAGCAGUGUAAUAAGCUU
Messenger RNA from Lasiosphaeria miniovina, 1115 nucleotides. RefSeq lists its product as uncharacterized. NCBI's taxonomy places the organism in Eukaryota, Fungi, Ascomycota, Sordariomycetes, Sordariales, Lasiosphaeriaceae. The transcript has a single exon. The record is from RefSeq and is a predicted model, not a curated record. The coding region runs from base 228 to 836 and encodes 202 amino acids.